GGAGAGUGAAGCAUCACCCGUGCGUCCUCACCAACUUCUCAGUGCGCCUUAGGAUGGGAUUCAGUAGUUCACCGUCCAGACUUCAGAACUGAACAAUACUAGGACUUCACGCUUACACCCUGCAAAGACAGAUAAAAUCUCAGAGCAUGGGUUGGAAAAGUGUCUACUGGAUAUUAAUGUCGGUUGUGUUGUGGGUAACUACUGUGGCUGGAGCAGAUCCUGAAGCUGAACCAACCACAGACUUUUCUCUCGCUCCUGCUAUGGGGGUGAUGGAGGUAGAGCGCCAGAUCAUGACAGAAUCUCAGUAUAAAUGUCUGGAUCUGUUGAGCAGGGAUGGGAUCCGCAAUAAAACAGCCUCCCAUUGUAGCCGUUUUUGGGAUGGCUGGCUGUGCUGGGAUGAAACUCCUGCUGGGACCUAUGCUUCUCAGAACUGUCCAGACUACCCCACCUUUGACAUCUCAGAAAAAAUAACCAAAUUUUGUGAUGAAUCUGCCAAUUGGGCUCAUGGCACACCAAUAAAUAAUACAUGGUCUCAGUGUCACAGCAUCUCAAAGGACAAAUUGAAGAAAGGGUCUGUUUAUGGUGAACUGGAGCCAGAAGCUGAUACCACAGCAGAAACUCUGGUCAGUCCUCUGGAAGCUCAGAAAGCAGAGACCAGGAAGAAAAUCAUUGAUGGUCAAUAUAAAUGCUUUGAGAAAAUGAACAGAGACCCACCAUAUAACAAGUCAGGUCUGUACUGUAACCGGACUUGGGAUGGGUGGCUGUGUUGGGAUGAUACACCUGCAGGAAUAUACACAUCUCAAAACUGCCCUAACUACUUCCCUGACUUUGACCCCACAGAAAAGGCCUUAAAAUAUUGUGAUGAGACCGGGAACUGGUUUCUACACCCAGAGACAAACAGGACAUGGUCCAACUACACCAUAUGCAAUGCCUACACUAAGGACAAGUUAAAGAGCGCAUACAUUUUGUACUACAUGGCAAUCGUGGGUCACGCUUUGUCCAUCGCCUCCCUCCUCAUCUCUCUGGGAAUAUUCUUUUACUUCAGGAGUCUGAGCUGCCAAAGGAUCACCUUGCACAAGAAUCUCUUCUGCUCUUAUGUGCUCAACUCAGCCUUCACUCUAAUCAACCUCACAUGUGUGGUCAACAACCCUAAAGUGGUGCAGAGGAACCCGGUUGGGUGUAAGGUGUUACAAUUUUUCCACAUGUACAUACUUGGCUGUAACUAUUUUUGGAUGCUGUGUGAGGGCAUCUAUCUGCACACUCUUAUCGUGGUGGCCGUUUUUGCUGAGGAGCAGCACCUUCACUGGUAUUACCUCUUAGGAUGGGGCUUUCCCCUGGUGCCUGCCUCCAUCCAUGCAGUGGCAAGAAAAAAGUAUUUUGAUGACAAUUGCUGGAUAAGCGUGGAGACCCAUCUGCUGUAUGUGGUUCAUGGGCCCAUUGUGGCAGCUUUAUUAGUGAACCUGUUCUUUCUGCUCAACAUUGUGCGGGUUUUGGUGCUGAAGCUAAAGGAUACCCAUCGCGCGGAGUCCAACAUGUAUAUGAAAGCAGUACGAGCCACUCUCAUUCUCGUGCCCUUGUUAGGAAUCCAAUUUGUCAUAUUUCCAUGGAGGCCAGAAAACCGCUUGGCUGGAGAAGUAUAUGACUAUAUCAUGCAUAUAUUACUUCAUUACCAGGGCUUGCUGGUGGCAACAAUAUUCUGUUUCUUCAAUGGAGAGGUCCAGGCUACACUGAAGAGGCAGUGGAUGCAGUACAAAGUGCAAUGGGGUCAGCGACGCCGUGAGCAUUGGUCCAUGCGGUCUACUUCCUACACCACCACGUCUAUCACGGAGGUGCCUGCUUUCAUGUUCCACUACGAUAACAACAGUGAACACUUGAAUGGCAGGCAUAUCGAUGACUCAGUAUGAACAUGGUCCAACCACCUACACCUGAGGCACAAAAUAUCAGAGAAAUUAUAUAAGAAACAUUUUUUUCAAAGAAUGCCAUAAGAAAGAAGGAAACCAAGGAAACUGGAGACUCUAUGAUUAGGAGAUCACAUGUACAGUCCUCGCAGAUUCUCCCAUCUCAGGGCGAAAAUCAUGACACAAAGUACAACCAUGUGUGUUGGCAGCACAUCUCUUGUUGAGACGCUUCCCGAAGUGUACACUAUUGUUCAAAAGUUUGGAAUCAACUGUUACAUAUUACAUGCAUUAUUUUAUUUACUUAAAAAAUAUAUUAGACACAGAAAUAUUUUAAGAGGUUUUAAAUAAUAAAUAUUUUGGGGGGGAACAGUGUUAUAACAUGAUACAUCAUAUACAGAAGUAUUUGUACACUAAAUUCUCAAAACUGGUUCUGUCAAAAGGUUUUGAUGCAUUUUCUAUAACAGCAGAUCCGACGUUAGUGCAAGCCUUAAUUCAAAUCACAGGAUUCCAUGAAUUCACCCAUUCAAACAAGCUAUCAUUUCUAUAAUAUCAACUCAUCCACAAGAUGUAGUUUCAUAAUUAUUAACUUGCUAUUUAACAAAGAAAAGGUUUCUAUAAUAAGAGAAUUAUUUUAAUAUUUACAGAAGGACUCUCCGAUGUCAGCACAGUAUUGACUAAUUGUCAGUAUGUUUUCUGCCAUAGCAGAUCCGAUCCUUCAUCACAGAGUAUUUCCUGAAUUCGUCACGUAAAACUUUGUAGCAUGAAAAGCUGUGUUUUUUUGUUGUUAAUUUAAAGAAAGAGGAAGAAAGGCUGGUCAGGGAAUUAGCGUUUAUUGCUGCUAUUAUGUAAGUCGUAACAGAAAGUUGGACAGAAACACAUUCAACAACAUUAAAUAUAACCAUCCACAAAUAUGUCAUUCUGUACAAAACAAAACAAUUGUAAUGGUUAGAAGAUCGCUGUGAUAUAUGAGGAAUAAAACUCAUCUAGACAUGAAGUUAUCGGGAAACAAUCAACUUCAGGGUUACACUUGUCAGGCCAAUGUCAGACCACUUCACCCCACCCCACUGAUCAUUGAAUAUUUUCCUAUAAUGAAAUGCCCUAUCAGCUAUUAUUCCUUACAUGAUCAUUCCUCCCUGAGCGUUCUAUAUCACAGAUUUUCUAAAUAUUAAGCUAUUUCUUGGUUGAAUGUCCAUCAUUUUUGAUAUUCUAUUAUUUUACUAUGUAUUCUGCAGAUUUUUGUUAUAACAUUGUCAAUGCCAUUUGGAUGAAUGUCUUAGAGCAUGUCUACAUUUCAAUAUGUCUUUUUUUCUCUACAAAUUCAUUGAAACUUAUUAAACUAUAGAGCAGAUGAUUUUUAUAUUACUGAAAGUAUUAAUUCCAAAUUUUUGAAUAGUACUGUACAGUGUGUGUAUGAUUUCUCUACAGUUCUGCUGCUUAAAACAGGCAAAAACUGAGGUGGCAUUUCUGAAGAAUGUGACAGAUUUUCAGCUGCUAAUCCCUCUAAGAACUUUCUUUUUGCCUUCACUCACAAACACAAACAUUGCUUCAUUAAAACCAAAGGGUGUGCUGGUUUGCUGGAUGUGAAAAGAAACUGAACGAAUAAGAUGAUUCUCCAGAGGAUACGGGCCAUUCGGUGACUGACUUUUUAGCAAAUACAGAAAGAUUCCUUUGUGCCUAUGUUCUGGAUUCCUGUAUACAAACACAACAGGUUGAAUUAUAAAGUGUCAAAGUAUGUGACAAGGAGUUUUAUUUUUCUGAUGGGGUUAUUUGCAGCUCUUACGUCUGUGUUGUGAGAUCUCUGACUUUCCUGUUUGUAGCAGCUGUGCUUUUUGCUGUCAAGAGAGAAAAAAGAAGAAAUUACUUUUAGUAGUGUUUUGAAGUUGAUAUGUACAUGGUAUGUAUAUGUACAGAGUGCAAAUGCAUUCUAAAAAAACACACAACACUGAAAGUCUAAAUGAGUAUGUGGUCAAAGAAAGCUAUUUGAGUUUUUCAUGUUUAAGGAUGUACUCUGUUCGAUCAAGUCGAAUUUUUUUCCAAAAGCUCCAUCUGCUUUGAAAACGAAGCUCAGUUAAUAACAAACAGUAUGUUAUUUGUAUGUUUCACAAAAAAGAUCCACAUAGAACAUGCGCUGUUGGAAAAUAAAUAAGUCCAGCUACAAUCUGUUUAACUUAGUUUAUCACAAAUGAAUGUUGUUGAUUUCAUCUGACUUGGAAGUGUACUUCUUUUUUUUUUUUUUGAGUGAAAAUUUGCUUGUACAGAAUAUGUGCAUUGUGUUCUUGUGUUUGGAGAGUUUGAAACACUCUUGACGGGUCAAUUUUCUUUGUGAAUUCUGUCAGUAUACUGGACUUGAUAUUUACCAUGUAAAUGUUCAUUGCUUAACAUGAUGUUGGUGUAUCAUGGUGUACAUUCUGCCAGCAAAACAUGAUGCUUGUUUAAAGCACAUUAUUAUAAAGCUAACGUUUUCUCAGAUA
Messenger RNA from Silurus meridionalis, 4369 nucleotides. RefSeq names its product calcitonin receptor (gene calcr). Bases 147 to 1904 code for a protein of 585 amino acids. The transcript is spliced from 16 exons. The record is from RefSeq and is a predicted model, not a curated record. Gene Ontology annotation, molecular function: amylin receptor activity; calcitonin receptor activity. Lineage: Eukaryota; Metazoa; Chordata; Actinopteri; Siluriformes; Siluridae. Gene Ontology annotation, biological process: cell surface receptor signaling pathway; positive regulation of cytosolic calcium ion concentration; adenylate cyclase-activating G protein-coupled receptor signaling pathway. Gene Ontology annotation, cellular component: axon; plasma membrane.